AUGUCAAGAACAAAUGAUGAAGAUUAUGAUUACUUAUUCAAAAUAGUUUUGAUAGGUGAUUCUGGAGUGGGAAAGACAAACAUUUUGAAGAGAUUCAUUAAUAAUGAAUUUCAACUUGAGUCGAAACCAACGAUUGGAGUUGAAUUCGCAACUAAGACAUUUCAGCAAUAAGGGAAAUCAGUGAAAUGCUAAAUCUGGGAUACUGCAGGAUAGGAGAGAUUUAGAGCAAUUACAAAUGCAUAUUAUAGAGGAGCUGUGGGAGCAUUUAUCUGUUAUGAUAUCACGAGAGAAAUCACAUUCAAAAACACAGAAAAAUGGUUAUCAGAGUUAAAGGAACAUGCAGAUGGGAACAUUGUGAUUAUUAUGAUUGGAAAUAAAAUAGAUGCAGUUGAUUCAAGGGCUGUGAGGACAGACGAGGCCUAAGACUAUUGUGAAUCGCAGAAAAUAGGAUUCAUCGAAACUUCAGCAUUGGAUGGGACUAACAUUGAUGUUGCAUUCAAUAAGAUUGUAGCAAAUAUUUUUAACACAAUUGGUUCUAAAAACAUUAAGAAGGUAGUUUAAAUGGCAACAGAGCAAGUACUCUUGGAAAAACCAAAGGUAACGCAAUCCAAAUCGAAAAAGAAUAGAGAAGGAUGUUGUUGA
This is a messenger RNA of Paramecium tetraurelia, 642 nucleotides long. RefSeq lists its product as uncharacterized. Gene Ontology annotation, molecular function: GTPase activity; GTP binding. The transcript has 5 exons. Lineage: Eukaryota; Ciliophora; Oligohymenophorea; Peniculida; Parameciidae. The record is from RefSeq and is a predicted model, not a curated record. Gene Ontology annotation, cellular component: endosome.